GAUUGGCACUCACAACCCAAGAGGAGGAGUUAACUGCAUGUCUCCUUCUGCUGGGGUGACUGCUGGUCUCUCUCUCCUGCUCCAGUAACUGGAGGCACAAGUUCCUUCUUCGCCAGCCUCAAUUUCAUUUCUCAGAUUUUCAGAAGGUCUGGGCUGUGUUCUGCUGCUACAGCCAUGGCACCCAAAAAGAACAAGGCGACCAAAAAGAGCAAAGGAGACAUAAAUGAAAUGACCAUAAUGGUUGAGGACAGCCCUAUCAACAAGAUCAACGGGUUAAACACUCUGUUAGAAGGAGGAAAUGGCUUCAGCUGCAUUUCAACUGAGGUUACUGAUUCUGUAUAUGCCCCAAACCUCCUGGAGGGUUUGAGCAAUAUGAGACAGGAUAGCUUCCUCUGUGAUCUGACAGUCGCCACCAAGUCAAAGUCUUUUGAUGUGCACAAGGUUGUCAUGGCCUCUUGCAGCGAGCACAUCCGAAACAUCUUAAAGAAGGAUUCGUCGCUCCAGAAGAUCGAGCUGAACGACCUGUCACCCGUUGGCCUUGCCACUGCAAUCACAUACGCAUACUCUGGAAAGCUUACCCUGUCGCUGUACAGCAUCGGCAGCACUAUCGCUGCAGCCAUCCUGCUGCAGAUUGGCACCUUGGUGAAGAUGUGCAGUGAUUUCCUCAUGCAGGAGCUCAGCGUGGAGAACUGCAUGUAUGUGGCCAACAUUGCUGAUGCCUAUGACCUCAAAGAAACCAAGGAGGCAGCUCAGAAGUUCAUGCGGGAGAACUUCAUUGAGUUUUCUGAGAUGGAGCAGUUCCUGAAGCUCACCUAUGAGCAGAUCAGUGAUUUCCUCUCAGACGAUUCCCUGCAGCUUCCCUCCGAGAUCACGGCCUUCCAGAUCGCUAUGAAAUGGUUGGACUUUGACGAGAAGAGGUUGAAGUACGCGGCAGAUCUCCUAACUCACAUCCGCUUCGGCACAAUCUCUGCCCAAGACCUGGUGAAUCACGUCCAGAGCGUGCCGCGGAUGAUGCAAGACCCCGAGUGCCACCGUCUCCUUGUUGACGCCAUGAACUACCAUCUGCUGCCAUACCAACAGAACAUCCUCCAGUCACGCAGAACAAAGGUACGCGGUGGCCUCAAGGUGAUACUCACAGUCGGUGGACGCCCUGCCUUGACAGAGAAAUCUCUCAGCAAAGACGUUCUCUACAGAGAUGAAGAUAACGUGUGGAAUAAGUUGACAGAAAUGCCAGCAAAGAGCUUUAAUCAGUGUGUUGCAGUCUUGGAUGGCUUCCUCUACGUAGCAGGUGGUGAGGACCAGAAUGAUGCAAGGAACCAGGCUAAACAUGCUGUUAGCAACUUCUGCAGAUAUGACCCCCGCUUUAACACUUGGAAUCACUUGAGCAACAUGAUCCAGAGGCGCACCCACUUCAGCCUCAACACCUUCAACGGCCUCUUGUUUGCCAUCGGUGGGCGAAACGCUGAUGGCGUUCAGGCCUCGGUGGAGUGCUAUGUACCUUCCUCCAAUCAGUGGCAAAUGAAAGCACCCAUGGAGAUUCCCCGCUGUUGUCAUGCCAGCUCCCUCAUCGAUGGCAAGAUCCUUGUAUCCGGCGGUUACAUCAACAACGCCUACUCCAGGGCGGUGUGCUCGUAUGAUCCCUCCACCGACACCUGGUACGAUAAGAGCAGCCUGAGCACACCCCGAGGCUGGCACUGCGCUGCCACAGUGGGAGACAGAGCCUAUGUCAUCGGUGGCAGUCAGCUGGGAGGUCGUGGGGAGAGGGUGGAUGUCCUCGCUGUUGAAUCAUACAACCCUCACAAUGGGCAGUGGAGCUACUGCGCACCUCUUCACACGGGAGUGAGCACAGCCGGUAUUUCCAUUUUGAACAGCAAGAUCUAUCUCCUCGGAGGCUGGAACGAGGGCGAGAAGAAGUACAAGAAAUGCAUUCAGGUUUACAACCCUGACCUCAAUGAAUGGACUGAGGAUGAUGAAUUGCCAGAAGCUACAGUCGGCAUCUCAUGCUGUGUGGUCACCAUUCCCACACGGAAAACACGGGAGUCCAGAGCCAGUUCAGUGUCUUCUGCGCCAGUCAGUAUAUAAGGGUCUAGAUGACAAUAAUGAUGUAGUUUACGUGUCCAAAGGUCUCCAGCAGUUCUGUUGCAUAAAUCUUGGUUCUAAACUCUAACAGACGUCCCUUUUUUGGGGCCAAGAUGAUCAGUUUAAACGGUGAUCAUUAUUUAGAUGAGCAAAAAUGAUAAAAAUGCAAGGAUUACAAAUUUGGGAACACAUUUGUAUAAACCCCAUUAAUAACAAACACAUUGGAGCCAGUGCUAGCGUUUUAAAAGAGAAUUCAGAAGCCUUGAAAUGUAUUUUGAGUAUUUAUAGUUUACUAAUUAGUAUAAAUGGCAUCACUAAUGUCUGGUAAUGUCCAUGACAGAGACAAAAUGGACAUGUCAAUAACCAAUAUCAUUUUUAGACGGAAAUGAUGGGGCCAAUUCAGAUGGGAUAAUAAAAGUCAAAUAAAAGGUUAAAAAAAAAAGCUAAAUGAAUGCUGUUAUAGACAUUAAUCUGUAACAUAACCGUCUU
This is a messenger RNA of Micropterus dolomieu (smallmouth bass), 2568 nucleotides long. RefSeq names its product kelch-like family member 31 (gene klhl31). Lineage: Eukaryota; Metazoa; Chordata; Actinopteri; Centrarchiformes; Centrarchidae. Gene Ontology annotation, biological process: negative regulation of protein phosphorylation. The transcript is spliced from 3 exons. Gene Ontology annotation, cellular component: nucleus; cytoplasm. The record is from RefSeq and is a predicted model, not a curated record. Gene Ontology annotation, molecular function: protein binding. The coding region runs from base 175 to 2082 and encodes 635 amino acids.